This is a messenger RNA of Metschnikowia bicuspidata var. bicuspidata NRRL YB-4993, 690 nucleotides long. RefSeq lists its product as uncharacterized. The transcript has a single exon. Gene Ontology annotation, biological process: vesicle-mediated transport; protein secretion. Bases 1 to 690 code for a protein of 229 amino acids. Gene Ontology annotation, cellular component: Golgi membrane. The record is from RefSeq and is a predicted model, not a curated record. Lineage: Eukaryota; Fungi; Ascomycota; Pichiomycetes; Serinales; Metschnikowiaceae.
AUGUCUGGAUACACACAAAUCGAAUCUGACAUUCCUGAAUCACCAAUACUCAAUGAUUCGGGAGCAUAUACAGCUGCGCCCUCGGUUACCAACGGAUCAAUACCACAGCCCGCUGUCGAGCGUACGUUGCUUCAACGACUCAAGGAGUCAUCGCACCCUCUUGCAUUGCUGUUUUACAUAUUCUUCAGAAUCGCACCUAUAUUCAUGUAUUUAUUCGGAAAUCUAUUUCUCGCGUUGAUCACCAAAGAGAGCAGGUUCAUACUCCAUUUUAUCAUUCUUGUUCUCUUAAUCUCUGCAGACUUUUGGAAUCUCAAGAAUAUAUCUGGAAGGCUCUUGGUAGGAUUGAGGUGGUGGAACGAAAUUACUGCUAAGGAGGGCACGUCUGAGUUCGAGAAUGUCUGGGUAUUUGAGACUGCUGAUCCUGAUCGAUACAUUAAUCCAAUUGACUCCAAAGUUUUCUGGACUCUAUUAUAUGUUCAGCCGGUAGCAUGGGGUGUACUUGGUAUAAUGGCUGUAUUGAAAUUGGAGCUUCUCUACUUGAUUUUGAUUGUCAUCAGUAUUUCAUUGUCAUUGACCAAUGCUGUUGCCUUCACCAAGUGCGACAAGUUUGGGAAGGCGAAUCUCAUGGCCAACGACUUUUUUUCAAAAGCUACUACAGGGGUCUUUUCAAGAUUCAAUCCUUUCGCAUAA